GAAAUCCACUCCCCUAGCCCCACCCCCGGAUCUCCGGCUUCCGGGAGCCGGGCUGGACGGUCACCUGUGCUGAGCAUCCCAGGCCCCAACCUUCCCUGGACAGCUGGACCCUCUCUCCCUGCGAGAGCCGAGAACGUUUUCUUCCUUGCCCUUGGGAGAAGAGCCUCUGGCUGAAUGGCAGCUGUAGAUGAUGCGCAGUUUGAAGAAUUUGGCGAUGGAGCUACAUUGCUGGCAACAAACCCAGAUGCUACCACAAUAAACAUUGAGGACCCCAGCGACUCUUCCAAACACCAGCCGAGAUCCCCAGGAAGCUCAGGGAGAGAAGAGGAUGAUGAGCUGCUGGGAAACAAUGACUCUGACGAGACUCAGUUACUUGCUGGUCAGAAGAAAAGCUCCCCCUUCUGGACAUUUGAAUACUAUCAGACGUUCUUUGACGUGGACACUUACCAGGUCUUUGACAGAAUAAAAGGGUCCCUGCUGCCAGUUCCGGGGAAGAACUUUGUGAGGUUGUACGUCCGCAGCAAUCCAGAUCUCUAUGGCCCCUUUUGGAUAUGCGCCACGUUGGUCUUUGCCAUAGCAAUUAGUGGGAACCUUUCCAACUUCUUAAUCCACCUGGGAGAGAAGACAUACCACUAUGUGCCAGAAUUCCACAAAGUGUCCAUAGCGGCGACCGUCAUCUACGCCUACGCCUGGCUCGUUCCUCUGGCUCUCUGGGGCUUCCUCGUGUGGAGAAACAGCAAAGUGAUGAACAUCGUUUCCUACUCGUUUCUGGAGAUUGUGUGCGUCUACGGCUACUCGCUCUUCAUUUAUAUUCCCACAGCAGUACUAUGGAUCAUUCCCCAGAGAGCUGUUCGCUGGGUCCUGGUCAUGAUUGCCCUGGGCAUCUCAGGGUCUGUGUUGGCAAUGACCUUCUGGCCAGCUGUUCGAGAGGAUAACCGGCGCGUCGCCUUGGCCACCAUUGUGACAAUUGUGUUGCUUCACGUGCUGCUGUCUGUGGGCUGCUUGGCUUACUUCUUUGAUGCGCCAGAGAUGGACCAUCUCCCAGCAACUACAACUACAGCCACUCUCAACCAGACAGCAGCAGCAGCCAAAUCCAGCUAACAGGGAGAGCUGUGCGACAUUUUCAAUUUGUGUGGUACGUCACAGAU
Acomys russatus (golden spiny mouse) is the source of this 1148-nucleotide messenger RNA. It is a transcript of the gene Yipf1, whose product is annotated as Yip1 domain family member 1. Gene Ontology annotation, cellular component: Golgi apparatus; membrane. The coding region runs from base 175 to 1101 and encodes 308 amino acids. The transcript is spliced from 9 exons. Gene Ontology annotation, molecular function: small GTPase binding. NCBI's taxonomy places the organism in Eukaryota, Metazoa, Chordata, Mammalia, Rodentia, Muridae. The record is from RefSeq and is a predicted model, not a curated record. Gene Ontology annotation, biological process: vesicle-mediated transport.